AUGUCUAAGCGAAAGCACCCCAGCGACGACGAAGAUAAAGACUAUGAGCACUCUGAGGACGACCAGCCAAAAACUAAAACCAAGGCAAGCCAAGCUUCAAAGGCAACUGAGCAGCCUUUGACGAUCAAGAAGCCAAAAAUUGGUUCUUCAGACUGCCAGUCUCCAUCAGGUUCGAAGAAAAAGUCGACUCAUGAUAACGAUGUGGAGGUCUUUAGUAGUUCCGAAGGUGAAAAAUAUGUUAAGUUGGGCCAAAAGAAACGCGUAACUGUCCGUGAGUUCAAAGGUGAACCUCAACAAUGCAAGAUUCUUGUUGACAUUCGUGAAUUUUACGGUAAGGACAAGGAGGACGAAAAGCCAGGAAAGAAAGGCAUUUGCUUGAAUGCAGAUCAGUGGGCUUGUCUGAAAAAGAGCAUCAACAUAAUCGACUCUUUCUUUGAUAAUAGCCAGAAAUAA
Suillus bovinus is the source of this 453-nucleotide messenger RNA. RefSeq names its product transcriptional Coactivator p15-domain-containing protein. The record is from RefSeq and is a predicted model, not a curated record. The coding region runs from base 1 to 453 and encodes 150 amino acids. Lineage: Eukaryota; Fungi; Basidiomycota; Agaricomycetes; Boletales; Suillaceae. Gene Ontology annotation, biological process: positive regulation of transcription initiation by RNA polymerase II. The transcript has 5 exons. Gene Ontology annotation, molecular function: transcription coactivator activity; DNA binding.